Molecule: messenger RNA, 1994 nt
Organism: Cimex lectularius (bed bug)
Lineage: Eukaryota; Metazoa; Arthropoda; Insecta; Hemiptera; Cimicidae
Gene: Rab6
Product: ras-related protein Rab6
Exons: 7
Coding region: 454-1086 (210 amino acids)
Molecular function (GO): GTPase activity; GTP binding
Source: RefSeq, a predicted model, not a curated record
GAUUAUUUAAAAAUAGUGUUUUUUUAUUUUGCAUUUUGGAAAUGUGGAAAAAAUAAAACGAUGUUUUUAUUAAAAAGAAAAUUGUUGAUGGUUGAAAGUUUUCUUUUGUAGUUGGUUUACGAAAUUUUAGAUUGUUAAACAGUUUAAGAUUUUUUUGCGCGUCUUAUUUUUAAUUGAUUGUUUAUUAAAUUGCGACUUACAAUUUUUGGUGUGGAAAGGGUAAAAUGAGUGAACGUGGCGGAGCCGGGUGGGGGUCGUCGGCCUGGGAGUCGUGAGGACUUGAGGAGGAGCCGACGUCGGCCAUUCUUGUCAAAUCCCCGGACCCUGUUUACAAAUGUGACAAACCGAACCCCUGGGGGUAUUUUUUACUUUUUCUACAAGUGAGAAACGUUUUUCGACUCGAAAUCCCAGUCUGAGGGCCGUCUUUUAAAAAGAACCGACGACGCAGCGAGCAUGUCUUCGUCUGGAGAUUUCGGUAACCCGCUCAGGAAGUUCAAACUCGUCUUUCUCGGGGAGCAGAGUGUGGGCAAAACCUCACUGAUUACAAGGUUUAUGUAUGAUAGCUUUGAUAAUACUUAUCAAGCGACAAUAGGAAUAGAUUUUUUGUCGAAGACAAUGUACUUAGAAGACAGGACUGUAAGAUUACAACUCUGGGAUACUGCAGGGCAAGAAAGGUUUAGGAGUUUGAUUCCAUCGUAUAUCAGGGAUUCUACUGUAGCUGUAGUUGUAUAUGAUAUUACUAAUGCCAAUUCUUUUCACCAGACGUCGAAAUGGAUUGACGACGUGAGGACAGAGAGGGGUAGCGAUGUGAUAAUCAUGCUUGUAGGAAACAAAACGGACCUGUCCGAAAAGCGACAAGUCUCGACAGAUGAGGGUGAAAGAAAAGCGAAAGAGCUGAAUGUCAUGUUUAUAGAAACAAGUGCAAAAGCUGGGUAUAAUGUUAAACAGCUUUUCCGAAGAGUCGCAGCAGCUUUGCCUGGUAUGGAUUCAACAGAAAACAGACCACCUGAAGACACUGUCGAUCUUCAAACCCAACACUCGCCUCAGAAGGACACUCAAGACACUGAGGGUGGCUGCAUGUGCUAAAAAAUUGUACAAGUUGCAGGCCGAAAAAAAUAAACUCCGUAGUGAAAACAAAAAACAAAAAAAUUUCAAUUACAAAAAAAUAUUACAAACUGCCCACGAAGUUUAUAGUGCUUUAUUUGUCAGUCAAUACCAAGCUGUAAAAGAGUUGUGUGACUUUUAUAUUUUGUUAUCCAUUUUAUCAAAAAUAAAUAAUUAAAAAAAGUAAUAAUUUAGAAAAAGAAAUUAAAAUUGUGGCAUUUACUGUCUGUGAGAGAAAAAGGAGAAUUGUAGGUAAUUAUUAAUUUACAUUGUGUAAUUUUUCAGACUAAAUUUAAUAUUGCAUAUUCAAUUAUAACAUAAUUUAGUUUCGAAUGGUUAAAAUAUUUAAUAUUUAUAUUACUAGUGAUAAACGUUAAUUUUGCAUUAGCAUUUGUAAUGCACAAAUGCCAAGUAUGUCAUAAUAUUGUAUUACUCGCUCACAGUGGUACUUGCUGAUGAAAGCCGUUACCAACUUUUUAUAGAUAUAAAUUUUUUCAUUGUAAAACAAAAUUGUAUGUUAAGCUGGUUGUUAAAUAUUGUAUCAAGACACAGUAUGUUUUUUUUGUUUUUUUUAAUUGUUAAUUUGUUUUCUUUAAUUUGAACUGAAACAAAGUUAGCUAAAUGCAGCUGCUGUGAUCUUUGAUAAAAGCAUUGUUAUUUACAUUCUAUUAUUUUAAUAUUGCUUAUAUUUAACCUAUUAUUUUAAAUUAUGUAUAUAUGUAAUGUGUAUUUUAUUUUCUAAUAUUUAAAAGUUUUUUUAGCUCAAUACUUAAUCCCUAUAUUGAUAUUAUAUUAUUAUUUAAAAACAAAAGUCAAAAUUGUUUUUUGUUCCUGGCAUGCAUUGGAUCACAAAGAAAGUGAAUGUUGCAAAAAAUAAAUAAUUAAGUGCA